AUGUCGUGGAGAAAAUCUGUGAUACGCGGCCUGUUCCUCGGCGCCGCUGUCACAGCGGAUGAGAUCGAGGACUUCUGCGCAGGCGUUGAUGUCUACACUCAAGGUGGCGACAUCCCAGCCUUCGAUUUCAUCUCUCAAUUUGGACUCGAUCGAGAACAGCUUCUCGGCGUGACAGAAAUCGCCGGAAGUACUAAUCGACAACGCGCGUAUAGAAUCUCCAACGAUGCCAGCUUGGUGAAUGCGCAGACACCGGUGUUGCCAAAGGAGUUCUCGAUCAACUGUAUUUUGCGCAUGCCCGAGUACACCACGGGGCAAGUGUGGGACCUCUUCAAGAUCUUCGACGGAUUGGCCGAGUACUCCGUCCAAAUCAACGGCCGGCGGAAAACGGUCAGCUUCAUCGUGGCGGACAGCUCCGGCAAGGUCCUCAUCAACUCCGAGCUCAAAAACGCGGAGCCUCUCUUCAACACGGAAUGGCAUCAGCUCUCGUUGCAGGUGUACGGAAACCGCGAGGAUAAAAGCGUCGGCCUGUUUAUCGACAGCGACAAAGUUAGCACCUCAGAGUUGGGUCUACCCUUGAGCUUGCUUGAUGAUUUCCAGGACAUUCGUUCCGGCGAGCGAAGAACGAGCAUGGCAACUUCCGGCCGUGGCACACACAUCAACUCCGUGCCAGUGGACAUUCAAUUCUUCAACAUUCACUGCGACGCUCGCUGGCCUGAGUACAACGAUGCAAGCGCUCUUUACAUGGACGCUUACUCGAGCAACAACGAAGAGAUUUUGCAAAUCAUGGACCAACCGGAAGACUCUUCAAGCGAACUUUACAUUUCUCCAGAGAACGAAGGCUCUUUCUACACAGGCGAAAACAGAGGAGAUUCAUUCGGUGACGAGGAGCCUUGCUACCCUUGCAUGGGAAAGGAUGAUAAUAUCCAAGGACUUCCAGGAGCUCCUGAUCAACAACUUCUUCCAGCGGAAAGUAACGAUUCGUUUAACCCAGAAGGUGACGUUGAUUCACUGUCAGGCGAGCCUGGAGCACCCGUUGACGAGGACAAUGCAUCACCUGGCGAGAUACCAGACGAAGAGGGAUUCCAAGGACCUCCAAGAGGACCUCGACCGCAACAGAAAAAGGCAGAGAGAGAAGCGAAGCGGGCUGAGAAGGAAGCCAGAAAGCGGCGCAAGGCAGAGAAAAGACUCAAGAGAAAAAGUCGACAGAAUAAUUCUUCUUCUUCCUCCUCAGAGUCCUUCUCUGACAGCGUAUCAGAUGGCUCAUCAUCGGCCUCGGCUUCCUACUCGGACUUCGGUAGUAGUUCGAGUGCAUCAGGAAGCUACGAGACGUCAGAUGAUCCUAGCUACGAGUUGCCUGCGUUGCCGAUUGUAGAUUCUGCUGGGUCAACCUCAGCAGAGCCUGAACCGGUUCCGCUUGUGCUUUCUAGUACCUCUUUGGACAGCUCCCAACAGUCCAACUUCGACCAGUCUAUUUUUGUCCAGUCUGUUGUUGACGAAACAACAACUCUUCCCCCGACAACAACCGAAAUCCCGAAUAACCCAGCAGCUAUUCCUGACUCAGAUAAUGCUUCAUUUUCUAGUGCUGCGGGUGAGCCUGGAAGAGACGGACUCCCUGGUAGAGACGGCGAACCUGGUGCUCCUGGUGCUCCUGGAGAGACUGGACCUGCAGGUCCUCCCGGCCCAGCUGGUGAAGGUGGUGGACCACCCGGUCCUGCUGGUGCUAAAGGUCACGCCGGUCGACGUGGUGAACCUGGACCAGACGGAAAGCGAGGUCCUCCCGGCGAGCCUGGUGUUCAGGGUGAAACUGGUCCUCCUGGAGAACAAGGUCUUAUUGGUCCCGCUGGUCCUCCUGGUGUCCCUGGUGAGUCUGGACGGCAAGGAAAAGAUGGUGCCCCUGGUCCACAAGGUGUUCGAGGACAGCAAGGAAACCAAGGAUAUCCUGGUGAGCCUGGAGAGCCUGGACAACCUGGCGAGACUGGACCAAAAGGUCCACAAGGUCCUCAAGGUAUUCAAGGUCCAGUCGGCGCUGCUGGUCCUAUGGGCCCUGCUGGAGCCGACGGUCAGGAUGGCGAGCCUGGCCCACCUGGUGAGACUGGUGCUGACGGAAACGACGGAGAGCCUGGAGCUGAUGGUCAGCCUGGUCCCCCUGGUGAGACUGGCGCUAAGGGUCAUCAAGGCGAACCCGGUCCCCCCGGUGAAACUGGAGCUGCUGGUUUGAAUGGUGAUGCUGGUCCUCCUGGCGAGACUGGUCCAGCUGGUCCCCCCGGUGAAUCUGGACGACCUGGUGAACAAGGUCUUACUGGUGAAACUGGUAUGCGUGGUGAGCCCGGUCCACAAGGUCCUGCUGGUGGUCCCGGUCUUACUGGUGAAACUGGCCUGCCUGGUCCUCAAGGUAUUGCUGGUCUUCCUGGUCCAUCUGGUCCCAAGGGACACAAGGGUGAUCAAGGUGUCGGCGGUCUCGACGGAGCUCAAGGUCCUCCUGGCCCAGAAGGUCCUCCUGGAAAAACUGGUGAACGUGGUCCCCAAGGUAAUCCUGGAGAAUCUGGACAGCCUGGUGAACGUGGUGAGAACGGUGGCCGAGGUCCUAUGGGUCCCCCUGGCAAACAAGGUGAACAGGGUGGUCGAGGUCCAGUCGGUCCCCGUGGCCCACUUGGUCAACGAGGUGCUCCUGGUCCAAUGGGUAUGAUGGGUCCUCCCGGCAUGAACCCUGACGACAACGUUAUUAGGGAAAUCUGCCUCGCUCUUAUCCGAGAUGAGCUCAAGAAUUUGGAAUUCCCUAAACAGCGAAAUGGUCCUGCUGGUAUUCGUGGUUACCCUGGUCUUCCUGGUCCUCCUGGUCCCGCUGGCAGAAAUGGUGAUCCUGGUCCUGUUGGUCCAGCUGGUCCUCAAGGUCCUGCUGGUCCUGCUGGUCAGAUUGGUCCACAAGGUCUUAAGGGUAGCAAGGGUCCAGAAGGUGAAAAGGGACCUCCUGGUAUGUCUAUCCGCGGUGAACCUGGUAUGAUGGGUCCAGCUGGUCCACGAGGUGCUCCAGGCUUUGGUCGAGACGGAAGACCCGGUGAACGUGGUGAGCCCGGCCCAAGAGGUGGAUUCGGUCAGCCAGGUCCACAAGGUGUUGUCGGUCCCCCUGGUCUGUGUGAUCCUUCUCAGUGCUACCCUAAAUUCCCCGAGGUAACCCAAAAGGGACCCAACAAGGGCCCUGAGCCAGAAGAUGAUGAUGCCAACGCUUCCGCCAAUGUUGAAGUACCGGUGACCCGGGACAUCAUCCUCGAUGACUAUUCCUCUUUCGAAUCUCCCAACUACGAUAGCUACGAGAACGACGAGCCUCAACUGCCUACUCUCAGCAUUCGACGAGCUCGACGUAAUCGACAGUAA
Molecule: messenger RNA, 3372 nt
Organism: Oikopleura dioica
Lineage: Eukaryota; Metazoa; Chordata; Appendicularia; Copelata; Oikopleuridae
Source: the annotation of a GenBank genome assembly